Messenger RNA from Cooperia oncophora, 507 nucleotides. The record is from the annotation of a GenBank genome assembly. Lineage: Eukaryota; Metazoa; Nematoda; Chromadorea; Rhabditida; Trichostrongylidae.
AUGCACCGGAUUAACCUGUGGCUGUCUAACACCCUUCCCGGCAGACGCCUACCCGGGAUGCCUAUUCUAUCGAGUUGCACAAGUACCACAGGAAUGACGAGGUGUAUCACAUGUUUAAGUGUAGCCCUGGAACCCCGAAGUCCACCUGAUAGUCCACCUGAUACAACUCAUAAGGAAAUCGCAGCAAACGAGUCUUUGCAACUACAUCCUUAUGUCUCAAAGAAGAAUCCGCAGCGGGAUUCCGCCGUCGAAUGCCCAGAUGAGAGCACUGCCAGCAAAGAUUUCAGCAGGUGCUCCAACGAGGUAAUCUGCACCUGCAGUCAUACAAGGAGUAGAGUACAGUGCAUUUGUCCACAAUACAGCUUGAAGGACUCGCAAAACUCUAUCACCACUCUACCAAUCAUAGCGUCGCACCUCAACAUUACUGCCUCCGACACAGUAAUAAUUGAUACACACGACGCCGAGAUAUCAUUACUCAUCACAUCAAAAAAGCAGAUUCAAAGGUAA